CACACCCCGACCCAACGUCGCAUGUCCACGCCAGCGCCGACGGUCAACCACUUCUUAUUUACAUCUUCUCGCCACUCUAUUACAAUGAACGUUCCUCUCUCUCGGACAUCGCGGUCGUGGCACGCACUGCGCAAGCAGACGACGACGCUGCGCAUCUCGCCGUCGUCGUCUCGCCACACGAGUCUUGUCCGGUCGUUCUGGACGCCGUCGUCGCCGCUACAGGUGGCCGUCGCGGGUCUCACAGCCCUCGGUAUGAGCACGGUCGUGUCGCCUACCUCGGCGCACAGCCGCGCACAUGCGCACAAGAAGACUACGAGCAUUCGUGAGACCUGCGCCACGGACCAAUGGACCAUCUGCGAUGACGCGCUCGGCACAGGAGCCUUUGGUGUUGUACGUCUUGGCGUCUCGCGCACGACGGGCGAGAAGGCAGCAAUCAAGUCGCUGCACGCCCACCGCGCGUCAUUGCACCGCGAAAUCCACGCGCUGCGAAAGAUCAAGUCGCUUGGCGGUCACAAGAACAUCAUCGACCUCAAGGACGUGUACACGGACGCGGACGACCGCGUGUGCGUCGUGACCGAACUCGUCGCGGGCGGCGAGCUCUUUGAGCAUAUUGUCACCUAUGGCGCGUUCUCCGAGCUCGACGCGCGCAAGAUGAUUCACGACAUUGCGCAAGGCAUUUUGUUUCUUCAUGCGAAUGGACUCGUGCACAAGGACCUCAAGCCCGAGAAUGUGCUUUUGCGCUUCAAGGAAAAGCGCGCCGACAACGAAGCCAAGCUCGCCGACUUUGGCAGCGCGGGCCCACCCAGCGUGUUUAGCCGCACGGACGACGUCGGCACGUCGGCGUACUUGCCACCGGAGCUCCUUGAAGCCACCAAGGACGGCGUGCUGUGCUCGCAGGCCGCCGACAUGUGGGCGAUCGGGUGCAUUUUGUACAUCUUGCUCACGGGCAUGCAUCCGUUCGAUAUGGACGGCGCGCUGCCCGAAGAACUCAUCGAGAUGCGCAUCAAGAAGAGUGACGUGAGCUUCGACCACCCGCGCUGCACGGAUCUCUCGGCCGACGCCAAAGACCUCAUUGCCAAGCUCUUGGCCAAGAACCCAACACACCGCCUCUCUGCGACCGAGAUGCUCGAGCACCGAUGGAUGACGCAACAGUCCCAGACAAACCCGCUAUUUACGAUCGAUAUUUUCCACCCGACAGACACCACUCGCCCCCUGUACACUAGCGCUACUGAAAAGUAAUAUACGAUUCAAUGAACCUGUCUUUUAGCGAGGGA
Molecule: messenger RNA, 1274 nt
Organism: Saprolegnia diclina VS20
Lineage: Eukaryota; Oomycota; Saprolegniomycetes; Saprolegniales; Saprolegniaceae
Product: CAMK/CAMK1 protein kinase
Exons: 1
Coding region: 22-1239 (405 amino acids)
Biological process (GO): peptidyl-serine phosphorylation; intracellular signal transduction; protein autophosphorylation
Cellular component (GO): cytoplasm; nucleus
Molecular function (GO): ATP binding; calcium-dependent protein serine/threonine kinase activity; calcium/calmodulin-dependent protein kinase activity
Source: RefSeq, a predicted model, not a curated record